Messenger RNA from Brassica napus (rape), 6668 nucleotides. Its product is annotated as F-box/LRR-repeat/kelch-repeat protein At1g09650-like. Lineage: Eukaryota; Viridiplantae; Streptophyta; Magnoliopsida; Brassicales; Brassicaceae. Gene Ontology annotation, molecular function: protein binding. The record is from RefSeq and is a predicted model, not a curated record. The transcript has a single exon. Bases 2406 to 3596 code for a protein of 396 amino acids.
UAAUUUUAGAAAGUAAAAUUUAAAUAAAACAUGAUUAAAUAAAAACAUGAUUAAAUAUAAAGAUUACACAUAAAAGUUUAUAAGAUGUAACGGUAGUUAAACACACGGUCAAAGCAGAGGAAAAGACUUUAGUAUUAUUAUUGACAUUUUUAUACUUAAUGUAAAUAGCUUUUAUCAGUCAAUCAGCCGAACACAUGCAACGGGUUUCAAACCAAAUCAUUAGAUGAAGCAAAUAACAUCUAUAGCCUUUCAACUCUAGUAUAAGUUCUUUUUUCUAUAGUUAAAAAUUAAUUAUCCUAACUGAAACGGUCUAUGAUUCUAAGAUCUUUGUGUUUUAAGUUCUUAAUCUGAAGAUGUGUUUUGUCCAGGAAACUGAAUGUUAACCAAAAAUUGAAUAAAAUCGUAUAAUAUUAUUUUGCAAACUUGUUCUUUCUUUGUUGUCAAGAUUUACAUUAUAUAUAUUGGUUAAGUUUUACUAAACCAGCAGUUGUGUAUUUGUGUUGGACAUCCAGAAAAGAUCAGUAACAUUCAAAACCAAACUCAAAACAUCAUCUGCCCAAUAACCUGUUGCCACCUGUCUUAAGGAUCAAGUCCUUGAACCUCUUACGGACGGACUGAUCCGAUAAAAUCCUUACAUUAUUUGCUUUUUAUAAUAUAAAUCUAUUCAACUCAGCAUAUGGUGGCACGCUAAGGAUCAGGGUUGGACUUCCGUUGCACUUGCUCUAAGAUGUGACGUUGACUCUCGACAGCUCACAGAAACGCACUACAGCAUGCUCAUCCUACGGCGUAUGAAGAUCCCAUGACAAUCGUGCGGUUCAUAUUCUUCCACGAAAAACAAUCGAACUUUCAUCUCAUUCCCGGCGAUUUAAGCGCUAGGCGUUAUCCCUUUAGUCCUUGUGGGUUUAACUUUAACACCUGCCGGAAACCAUCCGGUGCUUCCUCCGGUUUAAUACUGACUAUGUUUAACGUCAAGUGGCGGGUGGCGCUUAGAGUUUUAUGUUUCUACACAUGUGUGGCCAUGUGACAUUGGUCUGUAAUUUCCAUUGCGAACGAUCUAGUUUAUCUCACGCCGCGAAACAAUUAUUUUAUAGGACCCGGCCCACAUAAUAUCUUCGAAUUAUUAAAAAAAAAAGAAUCAUAUGAACUUUCUUCCGGAUCCAUUGUGCUUAUACUUUGGAGGAUCUAUGAAAUUAUAGAAACCUUUGCAGAAAUCAUAUCGAGAACUUUUAUAAAUUAUUAAUGUUGGGACUUUAAAAUUUUAUUAAUUUAUAGAAAUAUUAAUUUUAAAAAGUUUUUUUUUUAGAUUUGUUUCUAUUUUUAAAUAUUUUUAUUAAUAAAAUAUUUGAUUUUACCGUAUAUAAAUUAUUUAUAUUAUAGAAAAUUGACUUUCAUAUUAUUUUAUUAUCUUAUUUGGUGUAUAUUGUUAUGUUUCACAAAAUUGUUAUGUGGUUUUCUAUAUAAUUUUACUAAAUAUUAUUAAAAUAUGUUAAAAUAUUAAAAAAAAUAAAAGUAUUUUCAUUGUCAAUAUAAAACCAACAAUAUAAUGUUUAGUUUGUAUUUAUAUAAAAUAUAUAUAGAGAUAUAUUAUUAAUUUAUGAUUUUAGUGGGACUAUAUAUUUACAUAAGAGUUUUAAAAAUAUUAUUAUCUUAUUAUUUUAUCGAUUUGUGUCUUAUGUUGGCACCGACGAAAUUUAUUAAUUUAUAGAAAUUAUUAAUCUCUCGAGUAUUAAUUGAUAGAAGUUUUACUGUAAUGAUUUCCAACUUAAUUUGUAUCCUUCUUAAUUGAUAUCUAGCAGAUCCUUCUAUUAUAUAAGAGAAAUUGCAUUAAAUUUCUUUUCAAUCUUAUAUUUAAAUUAAUCAUCAGAUAUUAAAGAAAUCUCAUUCUCAUAAAUUAAUUAGUGUUUUGUUAAAUUGUAUAUCCAUUUUGCCAAUCUAGCAAAACUGACACAUUUAAAGUUUAUUAUAUGUGUUCUUUAAUUAGAAAGCUUUUAUCUUUUAUCUACAAUCUUAAUUGUUUAUUUUCUAACCUUUUAAAAUUAUUUAAAAACACACGUGUCAUAAUUUGAUUCUAAUAACUAAAUUAUAUAUAUAUGGUCUCUUAAUGUAAUAUAUAUUGACAAAUCUAAAAGUUAAUGAAAAAUAAAUUUUAAAACCCAAAAAUCACAGUAACAUAAUUGCUCUUAUAUUUUGUUUUUAAAACAUAAUUGCUAUCAAAACUAAUGUAAUCUCUUCUAGAGAUUUAGUUUCCAUCUAGGCUUAAAACAUAAGACAUAUCAAUGUAUGUUUUCUAAUAUAAAUACUCACAUGAGUUUAAUAAUGAUCAUCAGUUAACAACAACCGACCCUAGACUCUUUUCAGGACAAUAACACCAAAACCCAAAACGAAAUCUCAACACCAUUCACGGUAUGGAACUACCCCAUGGCUUAAUUAGAGAUAUCCUCGAGAAACUACCGGUGAAAUCUCUGUUAAGAUUCAAAUCCGUGUCAACGCAAUGGAAAUCUACGAUUGAAUCUGCAUAUUUUAAGAAAAAACAGUUGUUAUAUAGUCAACUACAAGAUCCAGAUAUCCUUAUCACCAAUCGCUGUGAAGGUGUAGAUAAAGAACAUGUAACAAGGAUGUUCACGAUAGGUUCGUCGGAUUUGAUCAAACUGCCUAAUGUUUGCCCUGUGCCUAUGCCAAUUCCCUUGGAGAACAAAAAAUCAUCGAUUUGUUAUACCUAUUCCGUUUGUGGUUGUGACGGUAUGAUAUGCUAUUACAAUUACUUCACUUGUAUAUAUCUAGUCAAUCCUAAUACUAGAUGGUUACGAAGUGUUCCUCAAGCGGGGCAUCAAGAAGCUGCUCUCAAGGUGAUGAAUAAAAUACAUGGAACCUGGACGGAAGAUAACGAUGGCAUUUUAUGUAAUCUAGGAUUUGGCAAAGACAAGUUCACAGGCAGAUACAAAUUGGUUUGGUUAUAUAAUUCAUUUGAGUUUACUCUAAGUAACACUACAGUUUGUGAAGUUUAUGAUUUUAAUAACACCAACACUUGGAGGUAUGUGACUGCUUCUCCUGUCCGUAUUUUUGAUGAACAAGCUCCAGUACACUUAGAUGGAUCACUUUACUGGUUCACUGAUGAGUAUAUCACAGACACAAAAGUAUUAUCUUUCGAUAUCCAUACAGAAAAAUUUCACAUGAUCGCAGAAGCUCCAUUUUUCGAAGUAGGUGAGAAGGAAAUCAUCAUGUGCACUCUGAAUAACCGUCUAUGCGUCUCGCAGAAAGAGUGGCCAAAACAAGAGAUUUGGUCACUAAAUAAUUCAGAUAUGACUUGGGAGAAAAUAUAUUCGUUAGAUCUACAAACUGAUUAUGAUUGGUUUACGGAUUAUCUGCCACCACCAUGCACUUAUUCGCCAGACGUUGUUCCAUGUGCCAUUCCUGUCGCGGUUUUGAAGAACAAGAAGAAAACACUAGUGCUUUAUUAUCCUCGUGCGAAGAAUCCGAAUCUUUUAAUGUACGAUCCUGAAUCAAGAUCAUAUGAUUUAUGUUUCGUACGUGAUUACAUAGUACAUUCUUGCGAGAGUUCAUUUUCUUGUUUCCCAAGUUUGAUGUCAAUUGUAUAAGAAAAUGUUUACUUUUGCAUAUAUUAUAGUUUAGUAUUAGAGACUAAAUCUCCUACAUCGGUAGUUGAAAAAAUUCUUAAGUAAUAUAUAAUAUAGAUAAGCCAAUCUAUUUAUUAUCAGUUGGUUUUAUGUUGAAAACUUAUCUACUUUAAAAUGGUAUCAAAUAAUUCAUACAGUUUAAUUUGAUCUAACAUCGAUCAGGUCCAAAGUGGUUCAUCGAUCCAUGUCUAGAUAAUCCGAGAUUGACGCUUAAAAAACUAUCAUCCCGAAGAAGCGUUUUAAAGAUUAAGUCUCCAACACCGGUAGUUAGAAAAAAUCAUUAGUAAUAUAUAAGAUAGAUGAGUCAAUCAAUUUAUUACCAAUUGUUUCUAGCUUGAAAGCUCAUCUUUCUAACAUAAAAAAAAAUAUACAAGAGAAAAAUUAAUGCACAUUCCCAAAGAGAAAAAGGUUGUGAAUCUCUCCUAUCGUUCGCAAUUCACCUACUGGUCAUCCUCAACCUCGUAACACAUACCUAUCGCUUUGGUUUACACAUUUCCAUAGCUAAUUGGAACUAUCAAAUCUCGAUCACUUGCUUCUAUAUUGUACCGUCUCUAGUGCUCUGUUUUUUUUUCUUGGUAUCAAGCUGCCUAAUCCGAAUCUUGUAAUAUACGAUCUUGAAUUAAGAUCUUAUGAUGUAUGUUUCGUAGAAUUACAUUUCAAUGGAAUGCAUUUUCUUAUUUCCCAAGUUUGAUGUCAAUUAUAUUUUAAAAAUCAUUAGUUUUGAGAUAUAUUAUAGUUUUGUGUCCUAGUUGUUUGAUAAUAUUCAACUUAUUUGCCUUGCAAAAGCCAUGCUCUAUUUUUUAAUGCACAACCAAAAUUUCCAUGGGUAUAAAACCUUCUUAUCUUAAGAGUGUGAUAGCCUCUCCCUUCAUUUUGUGUGUGGAUGAAUGUCUUCCAACAGGGUCAACAAGCGUAGCUCUAACAAGACCGCUUCUCAAGUUAUAUCUCCCAAGAACGCUAUUGAUGUACGUACUACACUAACUUCCAUUUGUCAUCCGAAGGCUAUUUUCAGACAGUUUUAUGAAACAAGGAUUAUCAGAACACAACGGUUAACCAUGACUUGCAUUACACACACUGUGAUCAGCUUCUCCAGCAGCGCGCCAUGAAUCUAACGGCAGAGAACUUUAGUUACAUUGUCCAAAGCGGGGCGCCCUUUGCAAGGGAGUUUUGAGAGGAUGAUCUUAUACUUGAUAAGAUCGACGUCUAGCAGCUGGGUCAAACCGAUGGUGGAUUGGAGUUGAAGACUAAGGAGUUUCUUAAGCCAACGGUGAGUUAGAAGAGGCUUGAGAAGCUCAUGGUUAGUCUUCCUGAUCUUGAGAGUUUCAGGGUUAAGCAAUGUAAAUAGUUCUUUGGUGUCUAUUAACUCUUGAUUAUUGGUUUUAUUUUUCCAAUCCUUAUUUUUUUUCAUUAGUUUCUGUUCUGUAAUGACAUCUUCGAAAUGUGUUUAUCCUAAUGUGAAUGUCUUCUGUCCUACACAGUGCCAGUGACGUGCCGGCUCUUGCCGUUUGAACAAGGUACUUUUGCACAGAAUCUUAAAAAAAAAUUAGUUAGAUCUUGGGUCUUUUUCUUAGAUUUAGGGUCCUACAAAUGAUGUAAGAAAAGAAUACAAAUUAGAGUUAAUUGAUACUUGUUAUAAGUUUAUUACCAAUCAUCUUAUGAGUUUGUGUUAUUCUAAUGUGAAUGUAGUUCAUGCUAUCUAUGCUAAUAUUUCAUCUACGUAUAACCGAAUUAUUAAAAUGACUUAAUUUACCAAAUUAGUUUUGUUUCUGACACUAGCUGAAUAAAAUCUAUCGAAGUCUGUGAGAGAAUGUUUUAGCGUGGGUAUAACUCUAGAACAAAUUUAUUGGGAAGUGAACCCAAGGCUCAAGCCUCAAACCUCAACGUUCAGGAGGAGAUGGAGAGUAAGAGUCACGCGGUUCGAGGGAGAUAUAUAUUGCCAUGCAGAACAAAAAAAAGGUAAAGCAGAGAGGGAACAUGAUGGACCGGUCACGAUGCUUCGGCUGUCGUCCAACGACCAAAGCACCAAUUUUACCCACUUUUCCUAUUAUCAAUCUCUUUGAUCUUCUUUUUCCGUUCUUAAAUAAUCCUACUAAAUCAUUUGUAUGAUCAACGAUCCUAUUAUAAUCAUUAUGUAACGCCUCGAAAUUUGGUCUACAUAAUACUUUUGUCUCCUAAAUUCACUCCAUAUAUUCUACUCGGAUCAAUCUACACAGAAAUCAACGUUAUAAUCACUCUUAACGAGAGAUUAUUCGAUUCUUUAAAUUGAAUCAAUCUAUAAAAAAACACAAUGUGGUCAUUAUUUUAAGGGACAAAGGGUUAACUUUACAUAUAAUUAUAUAAACUUCAUUCAGUUUAUAACAUCGUUGUCAUGGAUUCAUAACAACAAUUUUAUGAGCAUCCAAAUUCAACGAGACUUAAGUUUAUUAAAUUGUUACAGUUGAUUUUCUGUUCUAUGGAAAUCACCUGUCAAGAAUAUACUUUUAUUUAUUACAUGGAAAUGAAGUAUUAGUCAAAUAAUCACGACUUAUAUAGACCAUGCUGAUAAAUUGAUAAUGAUCUAUAAAUCUCGCUCAGUCUAUUUGUGUGGAUCUAUCAAGCGAUGACCAUCACGAGGUAGAAGAUAAACCUUAUGCACUAAGAAAAUAUACUUUUAUAUGUAUGAAACUAUUGAUAAGAAAUUUAAACCCUAACUAAAGCAAGAAAACAAAAAGAAUCAUGUCAGUCCUACCCCAUAUGGUACACAAACCCUAAUAAUUACAUAUAUGACAACUAUUUUAUUAUACCUCAAUACAAAAUAUUAUACACACAUGCAGAUAUAUAUAUAAAGGUUCGUCCACUUUAAGUUUUAGCCAUCUUCAUCCUCACACUCAAUCUUCUCCUCUAUCCCUUCAUUCUCUUUGUUUUUUUUUCUUCUUCUCUUUGUUGUGAUCCCUUACUAGAUCUAGUUCUAAUAUCACCCACCAAGAAAAAGAGAAAAGAAAAAAAGGAAUCUAGCUUUACUUUUAAGAUUUUGAAGAAUAAAAUCAAAAGAGA